This is a messenger RNA of Coccinella septempunctata (seven-spotted ladybird), 594 nucleotides long. RefSeq lists its product as uncharacterized. The record is from RefSeq and is a predicted model, not a curated record. Bases 1 to 594 code for a protein of 197 amino acids. NCBI's taxonomy places the organism in Eukaryota, Metazoa, Arthropoda, Insecta, Coleoptera, Coccinellidae. The transcript has a single exon.
AUGGCUCCUAAAAACACCACAGAUAUAAAGGCAGCAAUUAAGGAAUCCAUUAUAGAAAUCCUAAGUGACGACGAAUUUAUAAACAAACUUCUUAUCAAGAUCAACGAAAAACUAGAUGUGAUACAGUCGGCAGUCAACGAUAACUCGGAUAAAAUCGAAUUGAUAAACAAAAGGAUGGAUAAUCUUAUGCAAGCGGAGAAAAUCAACAAUGUAUGUAUCUUCAAUUUGAUGGAAAAUCAAGAGGAAAAAUUAUUGGAGAAUUUACUUAAAUUAUUCAAGGACAACAUGAAGGUAACACUCAACAAAACUGACAUUGCGAGGUGUUAUAGAGUUGGUGUGAAAAAGGAAAAGCCGCGUCCAGUGAUUGUUCGCUUCGAACGUUAUCAAACAAAACUAACAAUAAUGAAAAAUUGUGGACGUUUGAGUGGAACCAAAAUUGGAAUAGUUGAAGACUUAACUAAAAAUCGCCUUGAGUUAUAUCGAUCGCUUCAACGGAAAUGCGAGGAUAAAAAACAAGUAUUCACGCGCAACGGAAAUAUAUACAUUAAAAGUGAGAAUGGCGUAGAGAGAAAAAAUGUAACCUCAUUAGAGUGA